Molecule: messenger RNA, 1119 nt
Organism: Acanthosepion pharaonis
Lineage: Eukaryota; Metazoa; Mollusca; Cephalopoda; Sepiida; Sepiidae
Source: the annotation of a GenBank genome assembly
AUGUUAAUCACGUCAUUAUCUAUCUAUCGAUCUAUCUCAAUCACGUCAUUAUCAUAUCUAUCUAUCUAUCUAUCUAUCUAUCUAUCUAUCUAUCUCAAUCAUGCCAUUAUCUAUCUAUGCGGCACUCGAACGAUUGGCGCCAUCUUUACAAGACAAAAGCUGCUAAUACGACGCCAUGUUACAUUAAAUACUUUUCUACUUCCAUUCUUCUUACACUUUUUUAUGAAUAUUUUCACCCAAUCAUUCAAUCUAUCUAUCUAUCUAUCACAUCCUUUUCAUAUCUGCCUAUCUCAUCCAUUUGCUAUCUAUCUAUCUAUCUAUCUAUCUAUCUAUCUAUCUAUCUAUCUCAUUCUUGUUAUACCUAUGUCGGUCAGUUUGCUUCUUUCUUUCUGUCCUUCUUUCUUUCUUUCUUUCCUUCCUUCUCUCCUUCUUUAUUUCUAUCUAUCUAUCUAUCUAUCUAUCUAUCUAUCUAUCUAUCUAUCACAUCCUUUUUAUCUCCCUAUCUCAUCCUUUUUCUAUCUAUCUAUCUAUCUAUCUAUCUAUCUAUCUAUCUAUCUAUCUAUCUAUCUCUUCCUUUUUGUAUCUAUCUAUCUCCUUCUAGUUAUACCUAUGUCGGUCAGUUUGCGUCUAUCUAUCUAUCUAUCUAUCUAUCUCUUCCUUUGUCUAUCUAUCUAUCACAUCCUUUUUAUAUCUCCCUAUCUCAUCCUUUUUCUAUCUAUCUAUCUAUCUAUCUAUCUAUCUAUCUAUCUAUCUAUCUAUCUAUUUUCGUCUCUUUAUUAUCUAUCUCAUCUUAGCCAUAUCUGUGCCAAUCACAUUUCUUCUUACUUUUUCUUUCUAUCUAUCUAUCUAUCUAUCUAUCUAUCUAUCUAUCUAUCUAUCUAUCGAUCGAUCGAUCGAUCUUUCUUUAGAAAAUCUCUCUUAUAUCCGGGUCUCUUAUAUCCGGGUCUCUUAUAUCCGGGUCUCUUAUAUCCGGGUCUCUUAUAUCCGGGUCUCUUAUAUCCGGGUUACACGGUAUAUCAUUUUUCCAAUCUAUCUAUCUAUCUAUCUAUCUAUCUAUCUAUCUAUCUGUCACAGUCUGUUGUUAUAUAUCUAUCUAUCUAUCUAUCUCUACGUCGCUAG